This is a messenger RNA of Xyrichtys novacula (pearly razorfish), 30517 nucleotides long. The record is from the annotation of a GenBank genome assembly. NCBI's taxonomy places the organism in Eukaryota, Metazoa, Chordata, Actinopteri, Labriformes, Labridae.
CUCGUAUCUUUCAAGAGGUCACUGAUUUGAAGGUUUCAUUGAGCAUCCUGUGGAUCUUCUAUUGAUUCCUUUAACAAGGGAACAUUUAACACAGAUAGAUUGCUAUCUGACCUUUGGAGGAAAGCUUGCACCCGUUUUACUAAUUAAAUGAACACUUGACGCGUUGUCGACUGAACGUCUGAGUUAAAGCCCACAUCAGACAGAUGUCCGCAAGGUGAAGUUUAUCACGUAAUUGGAUUUGAAUUGGUUUUGGAUGAUAUCUGGUAAGUGGCCAAAUGGGAAUUGAAGUAAAUUACACUCGGCUUGAUACGGAGCCUUCCAUAUGUGGCGACGAUCUGCUGUAGCUUGAGGUGAAACUGGAAGAUUUGUUUCUGUCCCUACUGUGCAGCUGGAUGUUUGUCUUCUUGAAUUUCUCUCAUUUCUAAUUCAUUUCCUGUACAAAGAAAACACUUUGCAUGCAUUUUUAAAUCUGUAUAUACUUUUGUUCCCAACAUUGCAAUAUCCCCCUCUCUUCUUUGCAGUCUGAGUAGAUUCAGCUUUUUGAAGAAGAUUUUACAGAUGUAGAGAAAGAGGAUCUAGAUGCACUCAUGAUAUUUUGCUGCUUCCUUUUUCCAAAAUACGCCAAAUCUGGGCUCUUCUUUUCAUGUUAAGGUGAAAAAUACAAAAUCUUUAAAUGGAACAACAAACACGGGAUGUUAUCUAGACCUCUGGGUAACCUUGUGUCACAUUUUCUGAUGAUUUUAUUAGGCAAUAAAAAUCUAUCAAUAAGUCUUUAAAGUGAGAAGAUGGUUUAUCACCUUCAGUUUCAGCAAAAGACCAGAAUCUGCAGAAAUGCCAGCUCUUAUGAGGCCUCUGUUCGGUCAGAGAUGGACUCACCGUACGUGCUGUCUUCAUCCUUGGUUCCAUCGAUGGUGCCGUCAGGCUGCAUCUGCAGCUGAAAGCCCUGUCGACUGGAGAGCCUGGUCACAAUGCCCUUCAACUGGGGCUCUGAGAGGAGGAGAAGGAGAGCAGAAAAGAAACAUUGACUGUAUUCAUCUCUUUAAACAGUCAUGUGAUCUCUCAUGAACUAAAUCCAGCGGUCUCUGCAAGAAGCCGGAAGUAUCGGAAGAGGAUAAGCUGUUUGUGUUUCAGUCACAGGGCCUGUACUGGGCCCAGAACCGGUCCCUGACCCUGUACUAGGCUACACUGUGGUGCACAAUAACUGACAGGUGCAGCAUGAUGGGAGCUCUGGUCUGACUGAAUGAGGAUCUUGAUAUUCUGAGAUCUCCAUCAACUACAGAUGCGCCAAGACUGUCUGUGUGCUGCAGGCCUCUCUAAAGUUCUCUACAUGUGAUGUUUGGAGUCAUGCAACAGGAGAGGGUGAUGGAGUGAUGGAGUGAUGGAGGGGAGCACAGGCUGAGAGAGUGAUGAGAGAAAAUGGUGUUGGUUGGUGGAGGUGAUGGAGGUGAUGGUGCUGCUGGUGGCAGAGGUGAUGGUGGUGGUGGUGAAGAUGGUUGAGGUUUGGGUUGCAGACGCUCUCCCUCCACUCUCAGACCUGGUGGUCGCCUUCUCUUCCGUUUUUUCCUCGAUCCAAACAAUUUGACGCGCGAGAACACGUUCAGCUUGCUCGGCUUCUCGUUGGUGCCUUUGCUGUUGCUCGGGCUGCCGCCGCCGCGGCACGCGUUUGCCUUCUCGCGCUCCCUCGCCUGCCGCUUCUGGCGGAUCAGGGAGCUGGCGAUCGCCGCUGCCCGAGACAUGUUCCCCCGGUGGAGCGAAACAAGGCUGUGCGUCCCGGUUGGAGGGGAGAGGGUUCGCGGUUAAGGCGCAAAGGGGUAACGGGGUGGGGGUCUACGCCACCCACGGCUCAGUUCGCAUCACACAGUCUGCAGUCUCGUAGGUAUCCGUGAAUGUAAAAAGCGUCCAGAAUUCUCCAUGAUCGGUGCGUCCAGGCGCUUCAUGGAAGUCGUUAAACAAAUCCGCUGAUGUGCCAGAGUGUGAGCCCUAACGGCGCCGCCUCAUGUCCCCCCCUCCUCAAAGAGGUCUGAGUGGCAAAAGCUGUCUGCUUCCCCCCCUCAGGUGAUUCUUCAGGCUGUCCCGGGAGAGAAGAGCGGGCUGCGGAAGGAUCUAGUCCCGGGUCCAAGCGGCGAAUCAACAGCUUAGAGACGCUGCUCUGAACGACACCGGGGCUUGUUGUUGCUGCUCCUCAAUGCAGCUGCUGCUGCUGCUGCUGCCGCUGCCGCUGCCGCUCUGCACCGCUCCCCACGGUGCCGCUCCGCCGCUCGAUGCGCUCCGUGACACAAAUGCAGCAACCGGAUUGUUUGUCAAUGAAACAGCUCGGGGCCGGUUCAGAGGGAGGAGAGGGAUCAUGAUGCAGCCGUGCCGUUCAUAAAACUGCUGCAGCCCUCCCUGCCCGCCCCGAGGAAGGAGGAGGAAGAGGAGGAGGAGGAGGAGAGAGAGAGGGUGUGUGUGUGUGUGUGUGUGUGUGUAUAUAUAUAAGUGGAUGUGUUUUGUGUGUUUGUGGGUAAAAUUUUGGGUGUUAGGGGGUGAACCUGCUGGUUCUUCCUCAGAGGGCACCUGUAACCCUGAGCCCCACGUGGCAUGAUAUUUACAUGUCAGACAAAAGUGAUGGGAGAUUGACAGAUGGAGAGAGAGAGAGAGAGAGAGAGCGAGAGAGAGAGAGGUGGGGGGUGAUAUAGGAGGAGAAGAGAGAGAAAUAAAGAGUGAAAAUGUAAGAGGAGGAGGCCAGAAUGAAUGAGAGGAGGAAUAAUGGAAAGAGGGGGAGGUGGAUGGGAUGGGGGGGAGAAAAUGAGAUAUUGAGUGUGCCUCUGUGUGUGUGUGUGUGUGUGUGUGUGUGUGUGUGUGUGUGAGGAGAGAGAGAGAGAGAGAGAGAGAGAGAAUAUACAACCUACAAAUGGAUUGGCAAAAGUGAGUGAUGAAUGAAGGAGGGAAGAAGAAAAGGGAAAGAGAGGUAAAUGAGAUAAAAAGAAAAAAAAGGUUGUGUAUGAGAGGAAGAGUGAAGAAGAAAUAAGGAUUUAUGACAGGAUUUAUGGAGGGGGAAAUAAAAAAAGGACAAAAUGUGAAAUCAGGAGAGAAGAAUGAAGUGAGGAGGAGAUGUGAGUGUGUGUGAAGAGAGGGAGAGAAAUUGGAGGAAGAGAGGGAGGAGGGGCUCUCGUCUUAUUUUGGUGCAGAGGUUCACUCCUGCUGACAGGCUGCAGCGCGAGAGGAGGAGGAGGAGGAGGAGGUGAAAAACGGAGCGGCACUUCAGCAUGUAUGAGUCGUGGCGGUUCCUCGAUGUUCUUUUGCACUUAGACACACACACACACACACACAUAGUCAUGCAUGUCAACAGGGGGAGCACAUGCACAGCUGUCAGUGAGAGACACAGCUGCAAUGGCGCAUGGCAACUGCAACUCCAAACAGGGAAGACGAAGAGGAGGUGGACUAAGACUCACAGCAGAGGUCGACCUGUGAGCGCCAGGCGCCCAACAGCAGGCACAGCUGCCAUGUGCUGCUCCACAGCGGAAAAGAGAGUGAAAAUCGAUGGUGAAGGAGAAGAGGAGGAGGAGGAUGUGUGGAGCAGUAAAUUAGAGGACUGAAGCGGAGGUGAACUUAGUGUGCUGUGGAAAUAAGACAGAAGGUGGAGGGGAAAGUGAUGGACUGUGGAGAGAAGCCGGGGUCAGGACCUGGUCAGUGAGGAGAGAGAAGACCUUGGCAUGAAGGACCUGGAGUGACACCCACAGCCUUCUGGAUAGGUAAGCCCUGUGUAAAUAUACCGACAAAUAUAGUAAAGGUGUGACUGCGCGGCUCAACCCACAGACUGUGAAUUCACAGGAACACUUCAUGCCACGGAGGAUUUCAUAACUAAUCCAUGAUGCCAUCUGAACAUCGAAAUAUGAGAGCAAACAUGUGUAAAAGCAUGGGGAUAAAAAAAAUGACUGAAAGCUCGGUCCUGUCCUUCAUCUUUCAUUUAUGACACCCUCGCUUUUAAAGCCGAACCACACGUCCCUAAAAGCACCAAAACACAAAAAUGAGGACAGAAAACGUCAGAGUGGGGAAAACUGAAUCUUAUGAAAGUGCACAUACUAUAAAUCAACAAUCAAUAAGAAACUCAGUGUUGCAGAAAACAAGCAAAUCAACAAGUGAAUGGAUUGAAAGACCCAAAAAGAAAAUGAGUAAAUGAAUGAAUCAAUAAAUAAAUCAAUAAUAAGCAGAAGCACAGAGGAAAGGUUUGUUACUUUGGUGACUCCAAAACAACUCCUCUAAUACUGUAAUCCCUUUUUUAAAACGGACAGUAGCCAUUUAAAAUCUCAUAAAUAUGACUUAACGGGAACAAAUGUGUGAUAUCAAUAAAAACAACAAAAGUCACAGUAGGGCUGCACGAUUGACCAAUUUUAAAUCAUAAUCAGAUUAUUUGACUUUGACGAAUUUUGACGAAAAUCCUCAAAUCAAUUUUCCUCCCUAUUAUAUCUCGUGCCUACAGGCCACCGUAGGCUACCCCUUAUUGCGGGAGCGCUCCCCAGUUCCCACACACACCAGUGUAAACAAACAUGGCGUCGCAAAAAAAGGUGAUAAUUUUGUGGCUAAAUAGAGCAAGAGCAAGUCAGUCUUGUUGAAUUGGUACGGCUUCACAGUUUCAGAUGAAGAGCAAACCACUCCCUGCUGAAGAGUCUGUCUGAAGACGGUAUCAACCCGUCGUCGUAUUGGCGUUUCAUCCACACAGAAAUGGCGUUUCGUGACUAUAAAAGGUACUUUUUAGGGUGACCAUACGUCUUUUUUACCCGGACAUGUCCUCUUUUCUUGGUGGCUGUUCAGCUAUGUCAGGGGAAGUUUAUAAAAUCCUUCAAAUGUCCGCGGUUUUGUACACAAGUUUCGAUUUUGUGCCACAUGGACUUACUAAGUUAAAGCGCGUAAAAGACACUUGAUCCGACCCCAUAAACUCUCAAAAUUAAAUUCGUGGGACCCUGUGACUCCGCCCCCGUGGAGUCGUGUCCCCUUUUUGGGAAGUCAGAAUAUGGUCACCCUAACUUUUUGAAAACGGGUCAGAAAGUGUAUAGAUAUGUAAACGAGUACCAUUUCAUCUCCGUGUGAAUGUCUAUCUGCAUCUCUCGAAACGAUUAUGUCGCACAUAGCGUAACGCCUGCGUGUGUCCAGCCAAAACAACCUUUAUAUGCAUGCUUACUUAUGCAUACUUACUGGCUUGGCAUAAUCACUACAUCGUUUUCAGUGGUUUCAUUUUGAGAGAUGAUAGAAAAACUUUUGGUGAAGUUGUCAAUUAAAAAUCAAAAUCUAAAAUCGAGUUUUCAGAGAAAAAAAUCAGGAUUUUAUUUUUGGCGAAAACUGUGCGGCCCUAAGCCACAGUAUCAGGAAUCAGAUGCUAUUUUUUUAGUGGUUGAAAACUUGUCUCAGGUUUGGUUUCAGAUCUCAGCGCCCCCCACAGGCAGUGGCAUUUGAGCGUGAUAGCGGUGGAAGAAGAGAGUCGAUCCUGAUAGUGAAUACUAUAGUACAUUUACCACAGAGAGCCCUCUGUAUAAGUGUGUGUGUGUUUGUGUUUGUGUGUAUCAGUCUGACCAUAAGUGCCAGCUGGAGUAGAGUCAUGCAGCUUUAUUCAUAACAGAGUUUCACACUUGCAGCAAAACCGCAGUAGAUACUGACCAUGAACAUCAGCAGGGUACACAGUGAUACAUCUCAAAAAACGUGAAAUUGACGCACAAUUUUUGGGACAUCUUGGUCGCACUAAACACUUAAAAGACAAAUCAGUUAAUCUUAUUUUGGGUGCAGAGAGGAUGUGAGAGCUCGCCCCGCAGGCUGACAUGGAGCUUUGCUUUGAAAGGAUUAGUCAGAGAGUGCAGGGAGCUUUGGGACUUUUGAUACAAGGUCUCUGAAGGCACUGGUGUUAACUUGUGUUGAGCAUAUUCAAUUAUUUACUAGGUUCCCAAAGAGUUCCCCCCUUUUUUAAGUUCUGCAAAGAUCCAAAGAUUUGGUUUAUGAAAAUCUCUAGAUCCCAUUAGUCCUUGAAACACUUUAACCCUCAUACAGCGUUAAUAAAAAACUUCCUUUAGCGGUAUUUGUGGCUGUUUUCAGAUCAAUAUUUCUUUCUACUUUUUUUGCAUAAAUCUGUUAAGCAGCUUCAGUCCUGAUCAAAACUACUAAAUACUAAAUUCCAUGAUACAGAUACAGAAACUAGGCUAGUAAUACAACAGGCCUAUGUAAUGGAUAAAUGGGAGAACCAGGUGAUCAACAGUAAAAUUACCUAAUUUGAUCCCUUCUGAAUACGGUUGAUCACCCUGACUGUAAAAAUUAUAUUUAUAUAGUGCCAUGUCUCUGCAUUCAAAACGUGGUUAUAGUGGGAGUCAAUGGUGCAAAAACAGCCACUAAUACCAUAAAAGGAAGUUUUUUUGAAAAUCUGUCGCUGCACGAAAACUAAAUAUGCAUAAAAGUCAUUGAUGUUACUAAUCUAAGACAUGUCCAAGACUGUGAUAACAUGAAAAAAUUCUCUUUGUCCAAUUACUUUUUAUAUUGAAAAUAGCUCAUUUUGUGAUUUUGUGUGUAGUUUUUCCCGCAUCAGUGACUUUAUUUUUUAAUUGGCAUUCAAAGGGUUAAAAUUUUGGAUUUUUAAAAAAAAUAUUUACUAGUUUUGAUCAAGAUUGAGGUUGAUUAAAAGAUUUAUGCAAAAAAUUUGAAAAAAAAAAAAUUUAUCUGAUAUAAGCGGUCAAAGUUAGUGGCCGAAAACAGCCACUAAUACUGCUAAAAGGUAGUAAAUUUGCCAACAGUGUCAUCUUUUGAAAAAUUUGAAAUCCUGUUUUCAAAUUAUCUGCAAAAAUAAUGUUUGUCAGUGAAAAUCAUGCUAUUUGCCAAAAUACAGUGAAAGUUAUGGUCAAAUUAAGGGAAAAACUGACCCUGGACGUUUUUGUCACCAAUACUGCAGAAGGGUUAAAGAUAAAUUACUCAAAGCCAUACAGGUUGUGACACUAUUUUUAAAUGCAAAAUAAAAGACUAAUCAUUUAUGACUGAGUGCGAAUAAAAGUUUUAAAAACAGACAGGUUAGAAGUUCAGCAGCUGGAGUGGAGCAGCCUCUCUCUGCAGCAUGCAGGGCGCGCCCGUCGCUGUAUUCAGCACCACGGACAGCGCUUCAAGUUUGCAUCCUUUCAAAAACACUCAACUUUUUCUGACUUUGUAGAGUCUGAACAUACUUUUAAAACAAAUGAAAAUAUGACAAUUUUACAUCUUUUUAGUCUGAAAUGUAUCCUACUGUAUAAAGAACCUCAAAAGCACACAGACCACGAUAAAGAAAGGUCCAAACUGGAGAAUUCAAGACCGCCUGUUGACCUUAAAGUCAGUCUGUCAUGCACAGGGAUGAGCUUUUAGCCACACAACUAAGUUAAAAGACUUUGAUUUAGCAGGAUUACUAAACCCUGGAUUAAAUAUGAAUCUUGACUCAUUCCUCUCGGGUCCUACCUGAGGUGGAUCUGCGGAGAGGGAAAGUCAUGCUGCGUCUGUGGAGCUCCUAUAGCUGUGUACUCCUGACUUUUUUUUCGCACUUCCUGUUGUACGCUGCCCGACGAAAAGGGGAGGAAUUACCGAAGUUCAAAGCAGACAAUUCUCCACGGUACCGGAUCCAUUAAGGCAGCGCACAUGGCGUUGACGAGAGAUCGUUACAGAACAUUAGAGGCCAUUAAGGCUUUGGAAAGCGGUCAUUAAUGAUUCAUCUCAAGGCCCCGCUGAUCUGGCACAAUAAGAGAGGGAGGGAGCCAGCAAGCCGGCCGGCCGGCCAAAUCCAAGGAGCCAUCCGGGAGGCAGCGUGUUUAUACAUGUAUUUGUAGAAACAGAACUGUCAGUGUGUCCCAAGGAAGAUUAGCUGUGAGGGGGCAGACACGUGCUCACAGUUUACACUGACCUCCACAUUUCACCUGACCUGAGAUAAGUUCACCAAUGAAGAUAAAACAACAACGAACACAAUACUAAACGGCCAGGGACUCCCCUAGUGCAGGACCGGAUCUGUUUCUGUAAGACCAAGAGCCUUAAAAUAGAAGCAAAGUCAAAUAUUGUUGUUCAGUUUAAUCAUCAAUAGAUCCACUCAAUCCACUUAGCUAAAAUAAGGAUUAUUAUUAUCAUUAAAUACAUUUAACAUGAUUGUAACUGUACUGUCCACACUCAAACACUACUUUAACCAACUUCAGCUCUACAUAAUAUUCAAAAAGAAACAGCAGUUUGUUCAACACAGCUUUAGAGCAUCAAAUAAAGAUUGAAGGAUUAAUUUCUUUUAUAUGAGGUUCUGAUUUUAUUCCUGCUGAUUGACUAAUUCUUGCUACAUCAUUAUUCACUCUCAUAAAAUAACAAUCAAACAGUCUGAGACAGUCAAAAAAGGGCAAGCUCGAAGCCCGAAGUCUCAACUUUGAAAUAGAGCUGCCAGACUUCUUUUUCAAACUUCAUGCUCACAGUUUACACCGACCUCCACAUUUCACCUGACCUGAAAUAAGUUCACAAAUGACCAACAAACACAUUUCUAAAAGGCCAGGGACUCCCCCAGUGAUCGAAUCUAAUCCACUGUCAAUGUUUCUGUGAGACCAAGAGCCUUAAAAUAGAAGCAAAGUCAGAUAUUGUUGUUUAGGAAAGUUUGAUCAUCAAUACAUCCACUCAAUAUUCUAUAAUAUAUAAUAACUGCUCAUUAAAUUUCACUCAGAUAAGGUGGUGGAAUGAAGGUGAAAGCUAAAAUAAGGAUUAUUGUCAUCAUUAAAUACAUAUACAUGGUUGGAACUGUACUCUCCACACUCAAAUACUACGACUUCAUCCAACUUCAGCUCUAAAUAAUAUUAAAGAAGAAACAUCAGUUUAAUACAAAACUGAAGGGUUAAUUUCUUUUUCUGAUCUUAUUCCUGCUGAUUGACUAAUUUGUUGUUAAUUCAUCAAUCACUCUUUUCAGACCUGUACCAUUAAAGCGGUACCUUAUUGUAAAUUCAUAUGAAUUUAAAAUGACAAUCAAAACAGUCUGAAACUGUCAAAGAAGGGCAAGCUUGAAGUCUGAAGUCUCAACUUUGAAAUAGAGCUUCCAAACUUUGAUUUUAAUGGUAACUAUUCACAGGAUGUCCAAAGUUCAAUCACUGAUUAAUCACAUUUGAAGUCCAUAUUUACAAUUUAAGGCUAUUCUCUCAUGAAUGUCAUGAUUUAGGACUUGACAUGAAAGCAAUCAAGUGUUUAUGGUCUUAGCUUCUAGAUUUAUUCAAAUGCUGCUUUGCUUAAACAGUGUGGUCUGAAACCAUGAAUGCUUAUUCUGCAAAACAUAGUGUUUUGUUUUGUUUUCUUUGAAGGAUAACUCUCUAAGGUAUUUAGAAAUAUACAUGAGUGCAUGCACAAAAUGUGAAACACAUUUCAAUUAAGUUGUGUAGAGUAAAGAGUAGCUAAAACUUGGAGGUAUUUUAGGGAUAUUUAGAUUCUGUUUGACACAAAGUGCAUCAUUUUUGAGUGUUUGACAGAGACCUAACCCUAUCAUAACAACCAGGAGGUCUCUGCAGUGUCUUUGAUAUACCAAAAACUAUAGUUAGUAGUUUCCAAUAUUAAAAAUAAGGAGGUAGUUUUAAAUAAACUCACACUCCAUGCACACAGACAUAUAAAAACACAGCCUUAAUGGUUCUAAACUACAUCCAUCUAAAGCUCUAUAGGCUAUCAUCAAUGAUCAAAUACACUACACACUUUAGACAGUAACCACAUCAGACACAAGCUGUCGGUCCAGGAUUACACACAGUCUCUACACAGCCUCACGUAACCAUCUAUUAUCAGCCCAUUACACUGUUGUGCUUCCUGUGAAGCAGCCAACUCAAACACAGCCGCGUCCAGAGAUGAUACAGACAUUAUUACAGAUUACAGAGAGUCUUUAUACUGCAGGGCAGGAGGCUGUAAAAGCUGCAGAAGGCAGAGAAGCAGGAUGAUGAUGAUGCCUCUGCUGCUGCUGCAGAAAAUGCACAUUCAGCUGUUUGAGAAGUGGCGCUGGCAACAGAUUAAUCUCAAUUAUCUCUGAUAGGAAUUAGCUUUACAAAUAUCUAUGAGCAGAGAGACAGUGUUAUUGUAGUUUCUGUCCAUGUGGUUGUCAUGACCACUGUAUUACAGUUCCCUCUGAUCAGGAAAUGACUGUAUCUGAUAAAGCAGAUGGAAGUAUUGGUCUGGGUCGGUGUGAGCCUGUGUUUCUCCUUCCUUCUACUUCUACCUUUUAUUUCUCUUUUGUUUCAGCUGGACUGUUCAGCUCUGAACAAACACACUCCUCCUGAAAUAGCUUUGUAGCUUUGGCUUGAAAUAGCAGACCACAAAGAUGGCAGCAGGUGCGUUUUGGCAAAGGUUCCUAGGCCAAUAGCCCGGGCAGGCAGCCAGCAACCAAUCAUUGGAGUAUUUUAGAGAUCAUCAGCUGUCAUUCACCAGCAGUAAUUCUGGUUGUCAACCACUAGAGGGUACCAAAUAAUCAAAUAACAGAUACAUUAAGGGAAAGGUGAGUGUAUGUUGGCAAUGAGAGCCAAGGUGUUCAUUUAAUCUUCCCUUCCAAUAGUCAAUGUUACAAUCUCAAUAACCUCCUAAUAACCUCCAACCCAUAAUAAUCUGGACAUCUCAUUAAAGGGGACAACAUUUCUCUUCUUUGUCAACUACUGCUUUUAACAAUAAUCAUAUCUCAAAAUAGACAAGUAAACUGUAGUUAUAUUUAGAUAUAAUCGCCCAAAGACAAACAUUUAAACAUUUUAAGAGACUUUAUGGCUGACUACAGAGGAAACAUUUUGUCUCUGUGAAAUCUCUGUCAUGUCCUUGUCAUAUUUUUGACUCUGUCCAGAUUCACUGGAGUCUCAUUUCAGGACAGACUUCCUUCCUAAUACUGCUACUCACCACCAGAACUCUGGUUCAACACACUUGUAGUGACUAUUCCACUCAAACUCAAACCCUAAAAGACCCUGUAAAGACAUUUUACCCAAAGAUAGAAAACUAAAAGUGUAAAUGUUCUCAGAAAGUAUGAAGAAUUAUAUGUUUUUUAUGUUCAUACUCAGCCAUCAAAGUGUCUCAAGACGUCUUAAGACAUCUUAAGACAAAAGUUUGAAGACGUCACCCAUGUCUUUAGACAUCCCAGAGCAGAAAAUAGGAUUCACCCUGUCAUAUUUUUGUGUCUUGAAGACAUCUUAAGACACAUUUGCUUUGUCUUUAGACAUCCACAUCUUAAGACAGCUUCAGACAUAGUAUGCAUGUCUCAAAGACAUGGUCACGCUAUCUUGUUUCAACUGGAGUAUUAUGAUGAUCAUUUUAUGGUAAUAGUCUAUUUAUAUUUUACUUUAAAAUCUGUUUUAACAUUAAUCGCGUAAUAAAUGAUUAUAAAUUAAAUUAAUCAAUAUUUAACUUGCAGUAAUUUAAAUUUUUUGAAAGCCCUGCGUAAUGGAAUUAAAAACAAAAAUACCUCAAUUUAAGUGUUGGUAAUAAAAUUUGGAAUUUAGCUUUUCAUUACAAUAGACCUUUGAAAACAAAACUGCUCACCUGGUUAUUUUUUUUGUGGUUAAACUUCUAUUUCAUCCCUUAAAUUUAACACUGACUCACAAUUAAGACAAAAUAGUGUGUGUAGAGUUUCAUUUUAAGAGCAGAGUUUUAACUCAAUUCUGAGCUUAUGCUGAUUUUAAACAGGUAUUUUGUUUUUGGGUCAAUGACGUGACACAGUUUUUGUUUUUUGUUUUUCUGGAUUUUAUCCAUUUUGAGAGAAUAUUUGGGGAAUAAUGGGGAAAAUGUCAAUGUGGUGUAACCAUAAAAACACAGUACCAAAUAUUUCAACUUGUUCAAAAAAGGAAAAAAAAUUUUGGCCAAAGUUUUCAGCAUUUCUCCUGCUAUAUAUUGCAAAAAUGCAUCCAAUUUAAAACAGAAAAUCCUAACAAAAUAUAUAGAUAUAUUAUGACUAAAUAACUUUUUUAUAUGUACACUUGCACACACUAUAGGUGGAAAUAAGUAUUAAAUAUUUCCCCUUUUGUUGUGGUUACACCUCUUGACAUUUUCGAGGGAAAUCCAUCAUUCAUUUUGUAAAAAAGGUUUAAAUGCUAUUUCAAUUAUAUGAAACUAACAGAAAUACAAAAUAUACAUCUUUGCAAACCUAAUGCAAACUUUUAAAACAAUUUAUUAGAACAUUUUUGAAUUACUCAUGAUGCAAACCCUAAUUUGUCACUGACCCUUAUCAUAUUCAAAGACUUGUCUUGUGGUUAGCACAGCUUUUUUUCUAAGUGGGAAUAAUUAUGGAGCAUGUUAAUUGUUCCAAAAUUUGCUGAAUAUUUUCCUAUAUUUGAUGACCACAAGGUGGCGCCAGAGUAAAAGUCAGGUAGUGGUUGUGUGCUGCGUAGAAGAUGAGAAUUAUUCCAGUCUAAUGGGUUUAAUCUGAUAGUUUCAGUUUUGUUGAAAUAUUCAAUCACGGCACCGCUAAAAACUCUUGGAUGGUGGGUUGUUUCGUCUGUAAGUAGUGCGCCACAAACCCGACAAUAUUUUUCUUCCAUGACUUGAAAACAAGCAAUCAAACACAUGGAAGAGCUGAACUAUCACGCUGACUGUGUAACAACAGAUGUGCAGUGGGGACCCCUGCUGCCAUUUUUCUGUGUCACAAUCAGAGUUAAUUGAAUCCUCUCAUCUCCUUUCCCACAUUCAGACACACAUACAUAAAAGGCGACAACAGUUAUCCUCAUCUUCAAGCCUAAUCUCUUUAAGAGCAAGAUGUUAAUGAGGUUUUGUUCUACAUAAACUUAAUCCUAAUAGCUGCAAUUAAUGUAUGCAGGACUUUACAGUUGACACAUAACCCUAAAUGCUUGUCCAACUAAGUGAGAAUGAGCCAUUGCAGGACAUAUAUUCAUCAGAAUGUACAAAAGACAUGCGACAUUACUAUCGCUGUGAUUUAUAAAAAAACUCACAGUAUCUCCUUUUGUCACUGGUGCAAUUAAUCAGUUUAAUCCAACUAAUUCGUCAUAUCUACUUACAAUUACUUUGGAAGGUUUGGGAGGAGGGUGACUCUAUAACUUUGUGUUUCUCCUAACUGCCUAAACGUUUUCUUAUUGCUUUUAAAAUGAAUACAGUCUAUUUUAUUAUAAGUGAUGCUCUUUUAACUCAAAAUCACUUACAUACCACUGUAAACUCUUGCUCCAUAAUAUGUAGCUGAUCUGUUUUGGUUAUGAGGUCAAACUUAACUGCACUUCAAUAAAUUGCCUUUUUUUUCCCCCAAUUUGUUGUGAAUGCUGAAAACUACAUCCUAAAAUUAUGUAUAAGUUACCGAUGUCCCCAGUAUACUUUGAAUUAUGGGUCUGUUGUAAUUGUGAUCCAUUACAACCAACUGUGGUCUCAGUUCUGGCCCUUUAAGUGCAUUUGUCAUGUUUUAAAUAAUCUAUUCUGAUUCUCUGUGCUGGUUUUGUUGCUUACAGUGAGGUUGUUGCAGGCUUUGAGUGAGUUUUAUAAGUUAAAGUUACCUGGAGGUUGCUAUUCUGCCACCUGUCAGUAAACAUGGCACAUCCUGCUGGCACGUUACCAUGGCAGCCAAGUCCAGCCUUUGGUCCGGAUGUGUCUGAAUUUUACUUUAUCUACAGCUCAAAUUUUUAUUCUUAAGUUAAUAUUACGUUUAGUUAAUUAUAAUUUCCAGGACACACAGUUUUUCUGCGAUGGCUUGAGGAUAAACCCAGAAGUAAAUAUCGAGACAGCUUCCGCUCUUAAAAGUUUACGACAGUUAGCUUGGCCUAAGAACAAACCAGCCAGUUAACCCUUAACUUUCAGACUUAUGACCGAGCUAAGUUUGGAAACACAUUCGCUGUUUACUCACCUAGGUGUAAACUGUCAAACUGUGAGUUUUAAGCGUCGAAAUGUUUAUGAGGCUCCUGUGGCCAUUGAUGGAAAAACCCGGAUAACAUUCGUCUCAAGCUGCAGGGGGGCAGUAGUGAGUCGAUGGCUGUGUCUUGAAAUGGAUCCCUAACCCCUAUAUACGUGACUAUGGCUGUGUCUGAAAUGAAUCACUCAAUCCCUAACCCCUAACCCCCAUAUGGGGUUUCACUAUAUAGCUGACUAGGUAGUGAGCUUGAUCACCCUAUAUGGGGGUUAGGGAUUGAGUGAUUCAUUUCGGACACAGCCUAUCACAAUUUAAACUUUUAUACAACGAAGAGGAACUAAUCGACAAGCGAGCCAGGAUAGCACUCAACAUGGGGAACCUGCUAGGAGCAGAGUCAGAAUUUAUGCUCAAGCAGUUGAUUGCAUAUUUGAGAGAUACAGGGCUAAUGGAGAGGAUCUCAUUUUCUUUUCUUUCUUUCUUUCUUUUUUUUUUUUUUUUGUCUGCCAAAUUACUGUUCUACACUCCAGUCCAGUAGGUGGCGGUAAUGCAUCUUCAAGUUGGUUUGCCAACAGCCACUAAACUCCAUUGAAGAAGAAGAAGAACUCAUCGACAGGCGGAGCUCAGGUGAGAUUUAUGCAUUGUUAGCAUACCUUAAAGUUGUAUUUUUUUGGUUCUACGGGAAAUUAAGACCUAAGGUCCUUAUACACCGGACAGUUGUGCGAUUAUUUCGGACGUCAAUAUCUUUUUUCAAACCAGUAUCCUGUCAAUACAAGAGUUCACAUCAGUGACGUUUUCCCUUCCUGCGAUAUUGCGGCAUUUAUUUUUCAGAUCACGGUCGAUUUUUACUGUGUGUCCACAUCUGACCAGUCAGAUUGCGUGUUGUUGCGACGUCAGAUUCACCGGUAUAUCCAACAUGGCGGACCGGCUGUUCGUUUACAUGUCUGAGAACAGAGUGCUUUUUGAUUUAAAAAAAACCAAACAUUACAAAGAUAACGACCCGAAGGACAACUUGUGGAGAGUCAUAGCGUCGGAUUUCUCAUAUGACGAUGGUUUGUUUGCUUUAACAGUUUGAACAUCUUUGUUUUAACUUUCAUCUGUGCUAACGUAAGCUAACGGUUGUUACCAUAGUUUCAUGUGCUUAUCUUAUCACCUCUGAUUGGCUGUAAGUGCUGGCCAUUUGGCUUGAGCGUGCAAUGACAUUUCCAGCUUUUGUAGCCAAUCAGAGGCAAAGGAGGCGGGACUUUCCUUGGGAAAAGUUUUCCCACUAGCAAAAUUGCAUCGCACUUGAUGUGUAUAGUCAGGCCCGUCAAAAUUCACCUCUGAAUAUUUCAUAAUUUGCGUUCUGUAUUUGUGUCGGCCUCGGUGUGUAAGGACCUUAACUUGGCAAUUGCUGAGGGAAGCAAAUUUAAAGCUGGGCUAAUAAACAACAGGAUAAUUAUGUGUUUAUCUUUUAAAUCCACUUUGUUUCCCUCCUGUCGAUGAUGUUAAGAGUUUAAAUUAAUCAUUUUGUCUUUCUCUAAUCUUGCCGGGUGCUUUCUAAUUUGUUGCCAUUUGUUGUCUUGCUGCUUCAGCAGUAAUCUCACAGUAAGCCAUUGCUGCCUUUGUAUGUGUUUGCUGUGUUUGAGUGUGUUUUUGUUAACUCAGCUCACUGGGGACUUCCAGGCGCAGUGAGAACACAAUUUACUGAUGUGGUGGCCAUAAAAAUGCUUUACAGUUUACUGCAUGAACUAAAACCUACACUUGAUAUCACUGAAAGACAAACUCACAUCACCUGAGUGUUAAAAUUUUAGUAGGGUGAUAUUAUUGUAGAGCCUAUAUUCUACUUCUUUAUCCAUCUACUACAACGAUUAUUAUUUAUCCUACUGUAUUACUCCAGCACACUUGUACAUAACAUUGAUUUUCACAGAGUUUCUGCUAUAACAACACUUUAAUAAUUAGGCAUAUUAUCAGGGAUUCAUUUUAAUAUCAUUUCAUUUACAGUAUUCUUUAAUGUGAACCUACUUUCUACUUAUUUAUCCAUCUACUACAGUGAGUAUUGUGUAUCCUACUGUAUUACUCCAGGACAUUUGUACAUAACAUUGAUUUUCACAGUGUUUCUGCUAUAACAAUACUUAAAUAAUUUGGUAUAUUAUCAGGGAUUCAUUUUAAUAUCAUUUCAUAUACUGAAUUUUUUAAUAUUAGCCUACUUUCUACUUAUUUUUCCAUCUACUGCAGUGAUUAUUAUCUAUCCUACUGUAUUACUCCGGGACAAUACUACAUAACAUUGAUUUUUGCAGUGUUUCUGCUAUAACAACACUUUCAUAAUUGGGUUUAUUAUCUUGGGUUCAUUUUAAUUUUAAUAUGAACAUGUGUUACGUUUCUGUGCUGUUAUUUAAAAUCCUUUAAUGCUGCAUACUUGUGUCUUUUAUGAAUGGGUUGGCUUAUGCAUAUUAUGAUGAACGAGCGCCUGUAAGCUCGCGGGCAACACCCUUUUUUGUCUCCAUGGCAAUGAUAGUUUCCCAGUUUCCAUUGCGGUGUACAGCGCGUCAAUUUUAUUGCUAUCCAGAGGGAAGAAAAUAAAUGAGUGUGUGUGUGUGACAGAGAGAGAGAGAGAGCAUCUGAAAUGACAUCUUAGAUACAGAGACCCUUCUAUUGGAGGGGUAAUUUAGAGGCUUAAAGAGAUCGACACUGAAUGUUUCCUGUGGUACAAUAUAAAAAGGGGAAAUGUAAGGUGGAAGAGGUCUGUGGAAAUUAAGUAGGACAAUAUAAUAUAUAAAUAGAUAGAUGUAAAGCAUUUCCAAUGAUAAAAAAGUGGAGUUUAUCUGCCCUGGAUUCAAUGAGAAGAAGUAUCUCCUCUGAUCUCAGUGAACGCUUUUGCAGAAAAAAGACAAACAUCUUCUUCUCACCUCCUUUCUCAUAUGAGUUGAUAUUCUCACUCACCUUUGGCGGCAUGGUCUUUAUCCUCUUUGUUUUUCGUUUUUCCGCUCAUGGAGCUUCUUCCUCUGCUGCUGCUGCUGCUGCUGGUGGUUGAAUCAAAGUUCAGAGGAAGGCUUCGGGCUCGUGGCUCCACUUUCUCAUCCUUUUUUUUUCAGAUUUUUAUUGAUUUAUUUAUUUUUUAUCCCCUCCUCACACUCCUUCUCGCCGUCGCUUCCCUCUCUACCUCCCCUCUCCUUUAGCCGGUCCCUUUCUCCUUCUGUCUCCACAUGCCUCUAUAUGAGCAGGAGCGCUCCCAAACAUGCGCGCGCACAAACAGCUCCCGCACGCUCUAAUCGAGACAAAGAAGAGAGACACUAAUGUGCACGUGUGUCACGCAACGCAAAAGAAAAACAAACCUCAGAGAUCCCCUUAUUGUGUACUUAAUAACUGAGAUCAAUACUAUCUGCAUUACACCUGUUUGGUGUCUUUUUGUUUAUUUGUUUAUUUUAUUAAUGUUUCAAUCAAAACUGCAGGUUAGUUUGACUUUCUAAAUUUAUAAAAUAAAUAAAUCAUAACUGGCAUAGUGAAUGUUAAAAGUGAGGUUGGCAGGAUUCUGUUAAAGAAGCAUCUUUUUUUGUGGUUUAUAAACGAAAAAGGCUUUUAAUUAGGGCCCCACCGAUAUGGAUUUUUUGGGGCCAAUGCGGAUACCGAUUAUUAGGGCGAAAAAAAAAAAGAUUACCGAUUAAUCGGCCAAUUUAAAAAAAAAAUUUUAUGAAGUUAUAAAUAUAUAUACUGUAGAUAUACUUUAGGCUACUGCUUUUCAUGUCGACAGGAAGACCGACAGCGUUUUCAGCUGAGUUAGGUAGUUAGUGGAUGAAGAUUGUCAUGAGGUCGCUGCGCCAUCUACACGAUAAGUCGGGAGACUUUUCAAAUGGCGGAACAUUUUCUAAGUGAAACCAAAUCUUACUCUCCACAUUUUAUUUCUGAAAAUAUCGGCGGAAAUCGGCGAGUUUUGGCCGAUUACUGAUUAGUCUCAAACAGACUAAAAUUGGCCGAUUUAAUUGGCUCGCCGAUAAAUCGGUCGGGCCCUACUUUUAAUAUCAGCUAUUAGUUAUUGAUGACAUUUGGUAAUAUAACAAUAUCAAUCAAUCAAUCAAUCAGUCUUUAUUUAUAUAGCACUUUUCAUACACAACCAUGUAGCACAAAGAGCAUUACACAGAAUAAGGAGUUAAAGAAACAAAGAACACCCAAAUCUACCCCAACCCCUCAUUCCCACCCCACCAUCUAAACACAACAGAAACAGAAUUAGAAUUCAUACACUUAGAAAGGGCUUGAUUUCAUGGAAACAAGAAUGUGCGCACUGAGGAAACGCCAUUUUUAAGGUAAAGAUAAGGAAACACUGGAGAUUUAGGUUAAAAUCUAAAAACAAAGAAACAUAGAAUGAAAUUUAAGAAAUAAUAAAUGAAAUGAAAUAAAAAACAACAGUAAAAGAUACUAAAAUAAGAGCACCAAAAUAGCUCAAUACAACAAGAGCUAAAAAGCCGGGUCAACAUAAAAUAUGGGGUACGCUUCGGAAUCUGUAACCUUUCUGCUGGGCAGGUAAACCGCUUUAACAAAGUAAGCCAAGUGUCUCCAACAGAAGUGUUUCUUAUCAAACGGGACCUGCUGUAGCGUGUUGUAGCGCCGCUAAACUGUUGACCUCGGGUCCUGGACUAUGUCACUUUAUCCUAGUUGUAGAAGUCCUGCAAACAUUGUGUUUGCUGGUAGUCUGUUGGCAUCUACAGUAGCACCAAUGCUUUUUAACUUUCACGUUGACUGGGCCCCAUUUGUAAUUAUCUGAAGUAUUUAUCUGCGUUAUAUCUGAAUUUAAUUGAAACGAUACGAGCGAGCAGGAGCGUCUGUUUGUGGGCGGGGCUUGGAGAGGAGGAGCUGAGGGGAAAACUGGCACUUCCUUAGAUCCUGCCGACCCCACCUUUAAGACUUUAAUCAAUAUAUUUAGACAGAGUUACUGCCUCUCUUUAACAGAAACCACACGAUCAAACAGUCUUUGGCUGAUCUUCAUAAUGAAUUGAAGCGCUGUCUGUUUCUCCAACAUGCCACUGUAAUUGCGGUUCAUAUUAACUGCGUAUGUGUGACUAAUCCAUAAAACACCACUAAAAAACCUAUUAGCUACAGCCUAUUAACUCCUGGUAGUAGUGCCUCGCUAAAAGGUAGUUGUGGAUAAAAUAGAAAUAAUAAAAAAUAAUGAACGUUUAUUCAUUAACAGACAUCUGCACGUCCCAAUCCUAAUAAAGUAAAAAGAGAACAGCAGUAAGAUGCUCUUACCAACUUGAAGAAGGUCAAUAUAUUCAGGAGGUCGUCUUUAGUCUGAUAUAUGCGCAUUCACCUGCAAACUCAGCAGUCUAACACUAUGCAAAUGAGUCGCUUUAUUGAUCAUUGAAUCAAUCUGUCCUGUGAAAUGGCUUUUUAACACAGGCAGGAGUGAGAUACACUCACAUGGUAUAUUUAUCCGGCGAUGCUCUGACUGUAAGUGUUCUGCUCCACCAAACGAAUCAGAGGAUUUCAAGUGAUCUGAAGUUCCUAUUUACCAUUUGUUGAAGAUUAUCAGUUUGUUAUGUUUUACUAAAGUUAAAAUCUGAUCAUACAUUGUGCCGUUAUCUUCGCAAAAACACACCAUAAAGCUAAAAAAAAAAGUAUUUAUUGAGUCAGUCAACAAACUCUUUUUCACUGAAAUGUAUUUGCAACAAACGAUGACAACUGAUGUCCUCUAAAGAAAUAAAGAUCAUAUGAUUCAUCAGUCUCUAAGACUACUCUGUGACAGUAAAAUGAUAUUAUUCCUCCUUCUGCUUCUCGUCAGACUGACUUUAAUUAACAGUUGUUUUCCUCCUCUUCUCCUCUCCUGUGCCUGCAGCUCCCUUCAGUUCAAGUCCACAUGACGAGAGCAUCGUCCAGGCCGGAGGCUGAGCUCCAGUUGUCAACACUCAGUGGUAAGAAGUUGGGUCAGGGAUAAAUUUAGUUUCCUCUGUUAACCUACAUGGAGCGGCAACUUGGCACAACAGGAGUGGCUUGUUCAGAAGUUGCUUCAGUUUGUUUGUUUCUUCUUCAGACAGUCACUGAUUAAUAACGAGCAGCCUGCUUUAUAUAAACCUUUUUAUUUGUAAUGAAAGAUGGAUGAAUGUUGUUUAAAUCAACCAAAUCUUAUCUUUUUGACUGUAAUUAUCUAUAACAGUGUCGGACUGAACAGAGAUGCACCGAUCCAUUUUUUUCAAAUCUGAUCCAAUACUGAUACCUGUGUGGAGCGUAUCGGCCGAUAUCCGAUAUCGAUCCAAUACUACUGUUGAAUGAAUGAACUGUAUACCUUCCGUGUAAACAUUUAUUGCAGACAGACAUGGACUAUAGAGCAAACAGAAUCACUGUGUCGCUGUGUUUGAUAUUAAUUAAAAGAAAAAAAGACUGGAUCAGAACGCUGGAUCGACGUCAUUCAUUAUAUAUCCAAUCAAUUCAAUUUGUCUAUAUCGGAGCCGAUAUCUGAUUGAAUAUCGGAUCAGUGCAUCCCUAUUACUAAACAUUUAUCUAACAGACAGGUUAUGUGUAGUCCAUCUUUUACUCCGCACAUUGAUGUCAUGAUGAGCUUUUCAUCUGUCAUGCCAGUUAGAGCUUAACAUUUACAAAAUACAUAUUCAGUCUUAUAAUGUGUGUUGAAUACUUUUGUUUAUUUUCCAAAUAAAGUGAUUUUACAAGUUUGAUUAAAGGUACAAAGUAUAAAGUACUAAGUUGUUGGGUUGAUAUGUAAGCACUUCAGAGACUGUCGUACUCUAAUGUUUUAAAGUCCCACUCCGAUAAUUUUUUUUUUUACUUCUUAAAGUGUUCUCAGUGGUCUUUACGUUGUGAUUACAACGUUUUUAGCCAAAAUCACAUUACCUGUGUCAUUUUUAAAGUCUUUUCUACUCCAGUAGAUCAUUAGCAUUUCACCUCUGAGUCGUGGGCGGAGACAGCGCUGCUCUGCACACUCCUCUUCACACUAGCUUGUAGCCUAACAUUGCCGGUGUUGUAGAAGUGACAGGUAACAUAAGAGGUAUUCAGCUCUCAGACAUGACGAAAGUUAAUAUCAUAAUUAGCUUUUUUAUGAGCAUUGAAGCCCACUAACGCACACACUUGUCCUGCAAUCGUCCUCUUUAUUUCUCUGAGUGUGUCUUGCAUAGCCGGGCUCAGGGGGCGGAGCUUGGAUUUGUGAUGUAAGAAAUCUCUCUGUGUCCAAAACUGCUGUUUGGGUCUGUUAGAUAUUCACAGCUGUUUGAUUUCAGAAAUACUCAAAAAUGCAAUUUCACACUUACUCUUCUCACAAUAUGUCCAGUAGCAUUAGAAAAAUGAACAUAUGAACAUGUAGACGACAAGAAAAACAUGAUUUUCAUCGGAGUGGGUCUCUAAACAAGAGAGCAGUGCAUGAGUAUUCAAUUACAAAAAAUUAAAUUGUGCCAUAAGCAUUUAAAAUAUGAAGCAUUUUAAGAGAAAUUAUCAUUGAAGAAAUUAAAAACUGUUAUUAAAAAAAGCAAAGUUAAUUAAAUGAAUUAAUUAACUUAGAUACAAUUAAAUUUAUAACAAUUCUAGAAGAUGGUCCUCCCUGAUUAGAUGAAUAAUAAUAAAUAUACAUAAAAUUUGAUCUACUUGCAAAAAUAGAUGUUUGGGCUGGUGUCACUAAUGGUCAUAUUAUGUCUGUUUCCAAACAUUAAAUAAACACCUUGGAGUUGGAGGAAAUUGUCGGUGCGUUUAACUGUGGUAUUUUUGUUUUAACACACUUUGUUAAUCUUAAAUCAUCCUUUUAAUUUGGCUUAUACCACAAGUUCUCCAGGCUCUUGUGUAACAGGUUUGUGACGUCAAAGUUGAGUUGGCUUUUUGACUUAAGCUAUGAGCCAGCAGAGCAAAUCACAGCUGGCCCUCUGCUCCCCUGGAGGAUUACUGAUCUGGGACCAGCUGCUCUGUUAUAAAAAAAAAAGUGACAUGUAUGACAUUGGACGUACGACUUCUUUUGAGUCCUCAGCAGACAUAUUCACUGUUUCACACUGAGCUUAAGUGGUAACUAUCACCUUUUUAACCACACAGAUACAGUAUGUGGAGAUAAUUAAAUCACUCUGUCAGAUAAUUACAGAGAAAGUGUCAGACGUCCAAGAAGAGCUAAAUUAAAGUGAAAUAUGUCACUGCUGAAAUAACCGUCAUGUUUCUCGUUUGACUGAAUUUCACUCAGAAGACAGUUUAAUGAAUCCCCCUCAGUGUUUAUGAUUUACAGGCUCUUUUCUCUGAACGCCAUGAAGUCAUCUCAGGUCAACAUCUACCGGGUUGGUGAGGCAGGAAUAGCCAAGACAUUGACCUCGUGAGUCACCCAGUAGCAGUAAAACAGCUGUAUGAUUGUACUGGAAUGGAGAGGUGACAUCCCUUUAUUGAUCGAUGACAGUGUCGCCAAAGAAAGAGGUCAAUGACUCAUGGUGGGCCUUCGUCCAGAGCCCAGGGUCUUCAUCAACACAGAGCUGUCCUCAGCUGCUCCUCACUGCGCUGCCUUUCUUUGGAGGUCUACUGGACUUGAACUUUUGAUGAUGGAAGAGCGCUUGGUAGAACCAGAACUUUCUGAACAGGAUCGCCUCAAAAAGAGCGGUGAAAGGAUGGAGAGAAGAGGAAGAAUCCGUGUAUCAUUUGUUCAUUGGAUUUUCAAAAUAAAACCAAAAACAAGAAAUCGAUUUUUUUUCUUCUAAAUAUUUGUCUCAACGGCUCAUUUUCCGAUUUCAAAUUUUAUUUAGCUCAGAUGAAAAUGGGAUAAAUGGAUAAUUACAGUUUUAUCUGAUUUAGACUUCCGUAGAAACUUUCAUGGGGGGCGGCCCCCAGCUGUGUGUCCGAUAUGAGCUCCUCCUCGGCACUCCUGCCUCCAGUUAGAGAUUGUAGUCCUUAAAAAGGUUUAAUUCCAGCUCGUCAUUCCCCACUCGCUCUUUCCAAUUUCCUUUUCCAUCUACAAGCCCCCUAAAUUACAUAAAAACAAAAACAUACAUUUGAUGUCAAACAUAGUCGCCAAAAUCAGAUGACUAAAAUAAUCAAAACCUACUUCUUGCUGCAAAAAUUCAGCUUAGUUUGAUUAAAAAAACAAAGACAAAUCUGUGUUUUUACCUUAAAUUCUCUAAACCUCAACAACAUCAAUCUGUCCCUCACUGAUCAAUUAGGCUAAAAGAGUUCUAAUGUAUCCGACCUGAGAUUAGAAAAACAGGCCCCAGAAAAUGUAAUAGAUGUUAAUAUAAUGAUUCACAGUCCAGACCAGGGGCCGCACACUGAGGAUCAGGUUUUCCACCAUCAGGGUUCUGCCUCUUUCAGAGCAUUAAUAUCCGUAUCGACCCCCCCGUCAUUCUUGAGAGAGGACUGAUCCAGUCGGACUAAUCACCUGGGAGUGUUUUGGCAAUAACUGCGAUCACAGGGGGUGGUGAAGGUGCUAAUUGUCAUAUUGACACAUGACUUCCCUCGGUGAUAUCUCAAGUUUGCAGAGUAGGGAUGGAUUUAAUGGCUUGAAAAAGUUGCACUAGAAACAGAGACACAACCCGCCUCCAUCAACCCGUCUAAAUCAUCUCAGUUGGGAAGUCACCUCAAGGCUGCCGGAGCCAAGACUGUGCUGGCUCAAGGCCAGCUAACCAGGCUGUCAGUGGCAGUGAUUUGUCCACAGCCACGCCCCGACUGUGACUCACAGUCUAAUCAAACAGCCUUCAAUACUCGUGAUCGAGCUCAGAGUUUGGGUGUCCUUCACUGCGGCUCGGUGGAGGGCUUUUAAUUAUGUCUUCAGUCUCUUUUAAAUGGCUUUAAGCUGAUUUGAACAGAUUUACAGCCUCAUUUGUCCACUCAGAUGGGAAUCUGGUGGACACAAUUUUUUUGUGGAGCGUGUCUGUCCACGCUGAGAGGCAAUGUCACAAUCUGAGAAGGUAUUUUUCAGAGUUUAAAUGAUCUUCAAUUGUUCAAAAGUUUCAUCAGAGGGAGGAAAAGCUGAAUGACGGCACUUACAGGGUGGAUGUGUGUUUAAAACCUUCAGAUUUUUCAUGAUACAAAAGCUGCUUAUGACUGAUCAGGGUAAACAAAGUGAUUAACACACACGCAAACACGUACACACACACACACACACACACACACACACACACACACACACACACACACACACACACACACACACACACACUAAAUAGUUUCCAGACCUGUCCUUCUUACUCAUCAGCUGUCAAUAUUUGCUGUUGCUCAAUUUCAAUUCUCCUCACCAGAUUUAUCCGAUCUUUAUGUCAAACUUUGCCUCUCUAUACCUCACUCUCCCUUUCUCUCUCUCUCCGUCACAAACACCCUGAAUAUUUCUGGUAACUUUUUCGAAUAACACUUCACACACUCUGUCUUUCACUCUCUCUAACAAAAACACACGUACAAACGUGAACAAACACACUGCAGCCUCUCAGAUGAGUAAACACUGAGUUUCUGUACUUUGGAGUGCUGGAUUUGUCUCUUUAGGACUGAGCUCAGGCAGACGGACAGCUGACAACCACAAGAUGGACGGAGUUUGUUUACUGGGAUUCAUUGCUGGUUUACUGCUGGAGGUAACUGGACAUCCUGCGGUGACCACAGAGGGAAAUGAAGGUAACCAACACAGGAGCUGGUGUGGAUUUAUGAGGCAGGAGGCAGACCGAGGUUAGAGAUGUGAGAAGUUUUUAGCAGGUGGGGUCAUGUUGAACAUGAUUAUUCUUCAUGUUAGAAAGUUUAAAUUGAAACAUGAAUUUAAAUCACUGAAACAAAAUGAGUAGUUGAAGUUUUUUGGAGGUGGUUUAUGAAGUUAUUUUUUCUAAUUUGAUUUAUAAGCCAACUUUCCACCAUUGGAGCCAAUUCAGCAACUUUCCUCUGUGACAAUGUUCACCUUUCACCUUUGCAGGGUAAAGCUUCACAAAGUGCUCAUAAACAAAGAAACGUGUGAAACAUGUAUGUAUAUUGACAAAUACACAUACAGCCCAUAGACUGUAUAUAGAAUGGACGCCGUCUGCCUGAAGCCACCGCGAGAACAGCUCCCUCUGGUGACGGGCUGCAGUAUAGGUCAUAAAUCCCGCCUCCUCCAGCAAUCCCUAUGGAGCUGUGGACAAAAUUUAUUAAUUAAUUACACAGAACAUAAAUGUUUCUCCCCCCAGGUGGUGAUGUUGACAUGUAGAUAUUGUCAUACUGGUUUGUGCUCAAGUCCUCUUUUUUCUGUACAGCUCCAUUUUUAAAAUUUAUUAGGGGGUUCAUGUUUUCUAUGAUUGACACUUGAUACUAGGGUGACAAUAUGUCCUCUUUUACCCACAUAUUUCCUCUUUUUGGAGGCUGUCUGGCCUUGUCCGGCUUUGUGUGGGGAAGUUUAUAACAUCCUUCAAAUGUCCGGGGUUUUGUAUGGAAGUUUUGAAUUUGUAUCGUGUGGACUUACUGAGUUAGAGGCAUGUAAAAAUCCCUCGAUUUGACCCAAAAAAACUCAAAAUUUCCUAUGUGCGACUCUGUGACUGCCCCCGUACGAAGAUUGCGUAGCUCACCUGGGGGAUACGCUGUUUGAGCCGAACGUCAUCACAGCGACUUUCUCGCUGAAUGUGCACAAUGCUAGUUCUCCUGGAAAUACCGAGAGCAAUUCGGCUUCAAAUUCGUGUAAUGACGGAAGGCGGAGCCAAGUAGUCCAUAGUCCAUACAGUCUAUGGUACAAGCUCAAUCCAAAGUUGGUUUCAUCCUGCUGCCAUUGUGACAAAAAAUGAACUUGCUGUGCUUUUAAACGGAAACCAAAAUCACAAAGAUACCCAGAUGGCUCAGUUAACCAGCUGAAAGUGGGAAUCACCACAGACUUGGAGAUGAAAGUACAUCAACAAAGUCAACUUGAACACUUUUCACAGAAUGAGCGCUUGGAAGCUGUCGUUUAAGUCGUGGUUUCAGACCAAAGUGGAGUAGAAGUGAUGUUUUUAUUUUAAUAAUAAAUCUGAGAGUCAAGAUCAUAGACUGUAUUUAAUAGAAUUCAACUAAUUAAAUUUGAAACAUGCAACUAAAAAUGCUGCUUAACAGCUUUUUUAUUGUCAUUAGUAAGAAGUAGAUUUCUAUCUUGUAAUGCAGUUUCUUUUAAAACCGAGUUGUGUUUCAUUUCCUCAUGAAGCUGUGGUUCUAUAUUUGUUCCUCGUGUCUCCUGCAGGAGCUGUGUUCGUGUCCCAGCAGGUGGCCAACGCAGUGCUGAUCCGUCAGCGGCGGUACAACAGCGGCAAACUUGAAGAGGUGCUUUAUAAAGACAACCUGGAGCGUGAGUGUAAAGAAGAAGUGUGCACCAUGGAGGAGGCCAGGGAGGUGUUCGAGAAUGAUGAGAAAACUGUUAGUGAAACUCCCUAACACAGACACACACGGACACACAAACUGUUCAACAACAACUAUGAGUGUGUUUUCAGAUUUGAGGUUUCUCAUUUGCAUCCGUGUUUGUCUCUCAGAUGGAGUUCUGGGCCAGUUAUGUUGGUAAGAAAGUGAGCUUCUCAGACUUAUUUCAAUCAAGAUCAUGGUGUCAUCUGCAAACCUGUUUGUGUUUUUAAUACGUGUGUGUAGAUGGGGACCAGUGUAAGCCGCCCCCUUGCCAAAAUGGAGGCACUUGUGAGGAUGGGAUCAGUGCGUAUACUUGCUGGUGCCGUCCAAAUUUUAGCGGCAAGAACUGUGAGAUUGGUAAGUGUUUGAUUUGUACUUUUUUCCCUUAAUGUGAUAAAAUAUUGUUUGGUAAAAGAAGAGAAGUCAGAGAGAUUAAUUCAGCUCUCCUGCUUGUCUGUUUCCAGAGGUGUCCAAGCAAUGUUCAGUCAACAACGGUGGCUGUUCCCAUUUUUGUGUCAUGCAGGCAGAGCGACCUGUAUGUCAGUGUGCAGUUGGUUACACACUCGGAGCAGACACGAGGAGCUGUGAACCAACAGGUAGAAAACAAGAUAAACUAAAUACAAGCAAAUGUAAGAAGGCUGCAGACAUCUAUUUGUCUUGUCAGAGGAGGAACUCAUGACAAAAUCAGUCCUCGUAGUGUGUGCAUGCUUACUUCUUGCCACCCCCAUGUGAGUGUGCACCCCAGAUUGGUCCUCUGUAAAAGACUCAGAUAGUCCAAAUCUCAACUUUAUUUUAAAUAAUGACACAAAUAAUUAAAUUACCCAUCCUUUAAAUCCAAAUGAAAUUAAAAACCCAUCGUUUUCGUCUUCAUUCUGGGAUGAGAAAGCUGUGCAAAUAUGUCAAAUCCUCCAACUGUAAAACUUCAUGAAUCCUCUAAAACUGGACUAUCUCACUCUUGGUUUACUCCCUCACAGAUCAGUUCAGCUGUGGACACGUGGGCUCGUCCUCCACGUCUGUGUCCCGUUCUGCUGUAUCUCCACGGUCCUUCAGCCCCAUAAACGACACAGAGGAGCUACAAAACUUUAAUGACACCACGCUUGAUGAAGACUUGACUGACUAUUUGUAUGAUUAUGAUAAUUUACCUUCAAGUGAUCCGCAGCCAUCCAACAACACUACUCUAAUAUUUAAACGUUCAGUGAGGUCAGCAGAAGAAGCUGUGAGCGAUGGUGUCACUGAGAAGCCGCUGCACUCUUCGGCUUUCUUCCCCACAUUCUCCACCAUCAAGGCAGUAGUUGACGUAGAGGAGAGGAUUGUUGGGGGGGACGAGGCGAAGCCCGGGGAGAUACCCUGGCAGGUACUGAAGUGUGAGAUACAGAAUUAUGAGCUGAAGGCAAGAAGUUUUCAUAACUAUCAACACUGUGGUUAAUGUCCUCCCUCAUCAGUAUAGAGAGAAUUUUGUGUCUUUAUUACAAACAAAAAAUAAAUAAAUAAAUUACAAACAAAAUUAUGAUUUGAAAAAUACAAAAAAAAAAUCCUGGUUAACUAAUAAGAUGUAAUUCUAAUAAAAAUGUAUCUUGAUAAAUCCUUAAAUUUUGUUUACAAACCACAAAUAUUAUUCCUACGAACCAGUUUGUUUGAGUUUCCUAAAGUUUGUUUGAGUUUCCUAAAGUUUGUUUGCAUCUCCAAAAGGUUUGUUUGUGUUUCCGGAAGUUUUGUUUGAGUGUCCUCAAGUUUCUUUGUGUUUCCAAAAGAUUUGUUGGCGUUUCAAAAGGUUUUGUUUGAGUUUCCUGAAGUUUUCUUCACAAACCACAAAUAUUACGCCAAAGAACCGGUUUACUUUGCAUCUCCUGAAGUUUGUUUGCAUUUCCAAAUUUUUUGUUGGUGUUUCCUUAAGUUUCUUUUGCGUUUUCUGUUUCGUGUACGUUCUACUGAAGUUUUCAUUUGAGUUUCCUAAAGUUUGUUUGCGUUUCCAAAUGUUUUGUUUGCAUUUCCUGAAGUUUCUUUUGCGUUUUCUGAAGUUUCGUUUGCGUUUCCAGAAGUUUCAUUUGAGUUUCCUCAAGUUCUGCAUACAUGGAUCUCAUGAGCAGGGGCUUGUCAUCAUUUUUUAGUUUUUUUUUUUUUUUUGUAUUUUUUAAAUUAUAAUUUUUGUUUUUUGGUUGCAAAAUAUUUUUUUGUUCUUGAGUCCAUUCUUCUUGACUGCAUAUAAAGACACAGAAUUCUCUCCAUACAUCAGUAGGGUUUGUACCGUAUCUGCAGCAAAGUUGACCAUAAGGCAUGGCAACCAGUUUUUCUUUAACACCAAGGGUGGGAGGCUCAAAUGCUUUUAUAAAAAUGGUUUGGAUGUGAGACAUCUGAACAACAACUUAAAAGACAAUCGGUGAAAGUUCAGUUGUCUACAAUGAACAAUAUAAAAAUUCUCACUGUCAUAAUACCGUAAUAUAAUAGCAUUUGAGUUCAGCGGCUACCUAGAACAGAUUUAGUUUAACAGAUUUAGCACAGAUUGAAGUUUCCAGUAGAGAAGAUGAAGAAAAACUGAGAGUAUUCAGAAGUUAAAGAGGGAAUCAUGAGGCAGCAGGUGCAGAAAUGCAAAACCCUCCAGUGGUGUUUGAGUGAAAUCUUUGAGUUUACAGAAGUGUUUGUGUUUACAGGUGGCUCUGAUGUAUCGGUCUCCUGCUCACGACAGAGCACAGCCUUUCUGUGGAGGAGCUCUGCUCAGUGAACUGUGGGUCAUCACUGCUGCUCAUUGUCUGAUCCAGGCUGAUAUCGCUAAACGGGUUUUCUUCGUCAGAGUGGGUAUGUAAAACAGCUCUCCUCUCAGCCUGCUCCCAACUAUCGCAUUGUUCAUCCUUACCUCAUGUUUGAUUAUCUUGAUGGAAAACAUUUCUUGCUGUUGAAUUUGUUGGAAAUUCCUGACGAUACCUGACAUUAUUCCUGACGAUGAUGUUGGAAGAAUUUUUGCCACUUGUGGAUUAAAGGGAUACUCUGGCAUAAAAUUAAUUUAGGGUCAAAAACAAUGAGUUAAAAACCCCCUUGAGAGAUGAAUGUUGACGACCGCUUGCUUCUCUAGUUAAACCAACUUUAGUAACGACCACACGAUAGCAAUACACAGCGGUCUGAGGAGGCAUAAACAAACCUCAACCAAAACGCCACUCUAUAGCCACAAAUAAUGUUCAGAACAUUUAUGAUAAUUUCCUUGAAGUAAUAAUCACCAUAUUAAUCAUUUUGCACUGCAGACGCGGUAGUUCUUCUGACUUAGCGUCUAAGUCUGAUUGUAUUUCCAUGAAGAAAUGAUCAUAAAUGUUCUUCCUUGAGCUGCGUCACCCCACUGUAGUCCGUACUGGACUGGCCCGAGGUCUCGCUACAAACAAGCAACUGCUGGAAGAGAGUAGGUGAGUUGUGUUUAGUCUCUUUGCUAAAGAAAUCAGGCAAAGUUAAAAAGAUGUUUAGUGGCUAGUAUUAUGGCUGGGACCCUAUAUGUACUGUUGAUGAAGUUAGGUGCUGUUCUGAGCAUUAUUUGUGGCUAUAGAGUGGCGUUUUGGUUGAGGUUUGUUUAUGGCUCCUCAGACCGCGUGUAUUGCUAUCCUGCGGUUGUUACUAAAGUUGGUAUAACUAGAGAAGCAAGCGGUCGGCAACAUUCAUCUCUCAAGGAGGAGUCUAACUCAGUGUUACGGUGUGUUUGAUUAAUUAAUUUUACGCUGGAAUAUCCCUUUAAAUGUUAGACAUUUGUGUUUACAAAUGCUUAAAAGAUGCUGUUGUUUGCUACACCUCAUGUACAUUUUAUUUAUCUUUGCUUCUAGGUGAACAUGAUGUGAACAGAGAUGAGGGUCCAGAGAGGGACCACCAGGUGGAACAGCGGUAUAUCCAUCGUAAAUACCAUUUCGAUCAGUCACCCUAUAAUCACGAUAUUGCACUGCUGAAGCUCACCACUCCGGUGGAGCUGUCCAGCCACCGACGCCCCAUCUGCUUGGGCCCCAGAGACUUCACAGAAAACUUGAUGAGGGAGUCCAGAGCUUCUCUAGUAAGCGGCUGGGGAAGGAUCAAGUUCAUGGGCCCUGAGGCCACCAAGCUGCAGAAGCUCGCGGUCCCAUAUGUGGAGCGCACUGCCUGUACACAAAGCAGCCGGGACCAAGUGACACGCUUCAUGUUCUGCGCAGGCUACCAGAGCGCCGAGAAGGACGCAUGCCAGGGGGACAGCGGGGGGCCGCACGCAACCAAUCACAAAGGUACCUGGUUCCUGACAGGUAUUGUCAGCUGGGGGGAGGAGUGUGCAAAAGACGGGAAGUACGGCAUCUAUACCCGAGUGUCACGAUACUACCCAUGGAUCAGCUCAACAACAGGGAUCCUUAUCAACUGACAUAGAAGUCAUACGUAGAAGAAAGACGUCAGUAAACACAAAAUAACCCACAGUUUCAUUUAUGGUUAGCUCCGAUUGAGCAUGGAGAUCCUCAUGUUGUCAUCACUAUCACCUCAAUAAAGUGUAAUUAAAGUAUCAGCACA